UUAAUAUUGAGUUGUGUUUAGAGCUAAGAAGAUUAAUCUGAAGUCUGAUUCCUAUAAAGUAGUAUAAAUGUCAGCUACAAUGAUAAUUUUUUACCUAUAACUCGCCUAUUACGUGAGUGUAGAUUGUGAAAUCUUACAGUCAGUCACCGGUUUGACGACAAAGAGCCGCGUGUGCGUGUUAAAUAUAAAUAAAAAUAUUUAAAAUUAUUGGCUUUCUUAUAUUGCUUGAGCCAAAAUAUUUGUUUUGGUUGGAUUUGUAUUAAAAGUAACAAAGGAAGAUCUCAAAAGGGUAACAUUGGCAUAACUAAACGCCUGAUGGUUUUUGUUUACCUAUAAUUAAGAAAAGAAAUAAAACAUAUUUCACCUGGCGGUAGACAACACUAAUGAUGUAUGAUAAUUAGCCUGAAAAUGUCGUUAAGACAACUUCAUCCUCUGUUGGCGGCGAAAGCCAGAGAGGAGUUGAACGAAGAACCAACGCGUAUCGAAGAAUGUUUAAGAUUGUUAAAGGAAUGGAUUGCAGUGCAACCGCAUUUGAAAGUCAGAACAGAUGACCAAUGGCUUGUGGCGUUUUUACGUGGAUGUAAAUAUAACUUAGAUAAGACGAAAACAAAAAUUGAUUUGUACUACACGUUACGGACGACGGCACCAGAAGUAUAUUGUAUUAAAUAUUCAGAACCAAAGAUCUAUAGAAUAUUAGAAACUGGAGCAAUUCUGACAAUGCCUAAGACCAAAGGACCAGCAGACCCCCGUGUAAUACUCUUAAGACCAGGAUGGUGUAAUCCAUCAGACUUCACUUUUAUGGAAGUGAUGGCUGUUAUGUUAUUUCAACACCAGAUAUCAUACAUGGAAGACGAUAACUUGACUGUGGCAGGGAUGGUGAACGUGGUUGACUUGAAGGGGACCUCGCUAUCGCACAUUAGACAAAUAUCAAUAUUUGAGAUAAGGAAAUUGAUAACAGUCACUCAGGACGCUGCAGCUACGCGGAUGAAGGGUGUCCACAUUCUCAAUACUAUGUAUUUCUUCGAAACCUGUUUUAAUUUGGUCAAGCAUUUUCUCAACGAUAAAAUUAGAAAAAGGUUUCAGAUACACAACAAAAACUAUGUGGAAUUUUAUAAAUGUGUGCCACGAGAAGUCUUGCCUGUUGAGUACGGUGGAGAGGGUGGCACCACGAGAGAGAUUAUAGAUUACUGGAAAAGAAAAUUUAGAGAGUACGAAGGUUGGUUACGUGAAGAUUUUGAAUACAAAUCGGACGAAUCACAGCGACGGAGAAGUAUGGCGAAAAUACGAGAAUUGAGCCCUGAAUUGGCUGAAAUCGCCAAAAAAGAAUUGAAUGAAAACCCAAAACGGACCGCAAACGACAUUCAGCAUCUCAAAGAUUGGCUAGCUAAAGAACCACAUCUAAGGGCUAGAACAGAUGAUCAAUGGCUUGUAGCUUUACUACGAGGAUGUAAGUUUAGUUUGGAAAGAGUCAAAGAGAAGUUAGAUUUGUAUUACACACUUCGGACAACUGCAGCUGAUGUGACACUUCGCCGUAAGCCAACGGAGCCGGAAUUUCUGGAAUUUCUAAGACUUGGAACAUGUCUUAUAUUGCCAAAGUCAAGCAAACUUCACCCUCGCGCUAUUUUGAUACGCGCUGGGAGAUUUGACAUAAACAAAUACGAUGUUACGGAUAUUAUGUGUAUCUUAUAUUACUUGGUUCAGAUAUUGGUAAUGGAAGAUGACGCUGCGUCAAUAGUGGGUACUAUAAUAGUAGUGGACUAUGAAGGGUGUACGAUGUCUCAUCUAACUCUAGUAAAUCCUAGUGUUCUCCGGAAACUCGUAGCCGUCAGCCAAGAUUCACUUCCACUUCGUCUUAAAGGGAGCCACCAUCUUAAUGUUCCGUCUGGCGUUGAAGUUAUUUUCAAACUCAUAUCAGGAUUCUUAAACAACAAAGCUAAGGAAAGGCUAAAAAUACACAAAACAUAUGAAGAAUUACACGGGGUGUUACCUAAGGAAGUGAUUCCAGUUGAAUAUGGAGGAAGCGGAGGAACAGUAGCAGAUAUAACUAAAUACUGGGAAAAUAAAAUAAUUGAAUACAAGGAUUGGAUGAGAGACGAAAUGAAGUUCGGAACUGAUGAGUCACUUCGGCUCGGAAAACCACAGGGUGUUGACAUUUCCAAUACAGGAUCCUUCAGAGCCCUUGAAAUCGAUUAAUGUAUAAGAUUAUUAAAUAAUAAUUAGUUUAAACGCAUUUAGAGUUUACUUCCACACUAGAUCGGGUGUAGCAAGUUUAAGGGUGUUACUUGAAAAGAUUAUAAAAAAAUAUAAUAUAUUUGACAGAA
This is a messenger RNA of Pieris napi, 2321 nucleotides long. RefSeq lists its product as uncharacterized. Gene Ontology annotation, molecular function: phosphatidylinositol bisphosphate binding. The transcript is spliced from 16 exons. NCBI's taxonomy places the organism in Eukaryota, Metazoa, Arthropoda, Insecta, Lepidoptera, Pieridae. Gene Ontology annotation, cellular component: membrane. Bases 391 to 2193 code for a protein of 600 amino acids. The record is from RefSeq and is a predicted model, not a curated record.